AACGUAAUGAACACGUCAUUAACUUUUGAGGUGCUACUUUAUUUGAAUUCAUAUUACUUUGGAUUAUUUGCCGUUUGUGAAGUAGGAAUGAACAUCGUGAAAUAUGUUAACUUCAGCAGUGAACAUCAUUUCUCUACAGACUUUGGUAUAUUAAUGGCUGUGUGUGUAAUAGAGGUGUUCAGGGUUAUAUUAGCAAGAAGAGGAAACCUUACGGAAAAAAAUUGGCCGGUCGUAUUAGCAAUAAUGUUGACAAUCCCAUCAGUGCUCGGUGUGGUUUAUUUGAUGAUUUGGCAAAGCGAAGUUUUAAGAUUUGAAUACAUAAUUUGUACCAUCCAACUAGGAUUGUGCGUUUUAGAGAUCAUUACGGGUAUUUUAUGUCUUUUCCCAUGUUGUAAAGCUCCAGAGUACUAUUAAGAUAGUUAAGA
Molecule: messenger RNA, 425 nt
Organism: Anoplophora glabripennis (Asian longhorned beetle)
Lineage: Eukaryota; Metazoa; Arthropoda; Insecta; Coleoptera; Cerambycidae
Product: transmembrane protein 80-like
Exons: 2
Coding region: 7-414 (135 amino acids)
Biological process (GO): non-motile cilium assembly
Cellular component (GO): ciliary transition zone
Source: RefSeq, a predicted model, not a curated record